This is a messenger RNA of Coffea arabica (coffee), 1788 nucleotides long. NCBI's taxonomy places the organism in Eukaryota, Viridiplantae, Streptophyta, Magnoliopsida, Gentianales, Rubiaceae. The record is from RefSeq and is a predicted model, not a curated record.
CAUCCAAAACAUAUCCAGCCACUUCGCCAAGUUGUAUGCGAAUCACAAGUUUCUUGCUGCUUCCUUAAAAGCCUCCUCACAUCCACACGCUCAUUCUCAUCAAGAAGAAGAAAAGGGUCUCAAAGAUGAUUCCUCUGCUUUAGACAACUCCUGCGUAGCUUUGACCAAGUCAAGUAGCCAGCACGGAAGAAUUCAUCGUGGAGCUGCACCGGCAGAUUUGGCCUCGGCAAAUGAAGAAAGCUACCGCACGAAAACCAGGUUAAAGAAAAGGACGACAGGAAGUAUUCUCUGGUUAAUGUCAAGAAGAAAAAGCCCCUGCCUGAUGCUCCUCCAGCUCAGAAGGCUUUAUUAGACGGGCAUAAAUCUAAUCUUAGAAUCAAGAAAUCAUCGUCAGGAGCAAGAGGAGGAGCAGCCCAGAAAAAGGAGGAGGAGUUCUAUGACGGGAGGAGAGGCGUGAAGAAAGCGUAUGGCUUGAUGUCGAGGAGUCUUGAAUUGGAGAAACCUAAUCAAGCCACGCCGUCGUGUGAAAUGAAUAGACCAUGUAUUUCGCUUGCGGUGAAUGGCAGAAGGACGUCAUUUUGCUGCUCGCGAGCUGAGUUGGCUGACUUCUUUUGUUGCGCCGGCGUCAAGGUUGUGGCUGUUGACAUGCCGCCCUUUAUGCAGAUUCACGCUGUCGAUUGUGCUAGAAAAGCUCGUGAUAGCUUGGAAAAAUUCACUUCCAAGACUCUUGCUUUUACCCUCAAAAAGGAAUUUGAUGGGGUUUAUGGACCAGCCUGGCACUGCAUCGUAGGGACCAGUUUUGGUUCCUUCGUGACACACUCAGUAGGUGGCUUCAUGUACUUCUCAAUGGAUCAGAAACUAUACAUCCUCUUGUUCAAAACAACUGUACAGAGGGCUGAUUGAAUGAUUUGGAGGUUGAAAACUAUUCUUACUAUUAUAGGGGAAAUUAGGCACUCACAAAGGCAGGCCUUUUUCUCCCCCUUCCAACUUUGUACAAUGCCAGCAGCCUUUUUCUCCCAUGGAUAUUUCUCUCGUACUAGUUACCUUGUCGGUAGGCUCUUUUUUGAAGUAGUUACAGCACAAAAAAGAAAUACUUUCGACUCCACUAAACUUGUGGGGGGGUUUUUGUUUAGAUGUUAGUACAUUGCCUAGUAGUAUCUCAAGAAAACUUGUUAAGAUAGCCCAACAAUCAACAUAUAUAUAUAUAUAUAUAUACCUACCUCCUCUACUAUGCUUCUAUGUCGGUUUCGGUGAAACUGUUGAAGGUAGUGCUGAUUUUUGUGGAUAGCAUAUGGUGAUAUAAGUAAGUUCGAAGUGUAGGAUGAUGAUAUAUGAGGCUGCAUUUCUUGUUCUUGGUUCCAUGCCGGGUUGGCAACUUAGCAUCCCACCAUCAAAAAGAAUGAAUGAAGGGCUUGGAACAAACAAUUCUUGUAAGGUCAGCUAGGGUCCUCCCCUAUUCCCCUGCCUGCCCUGGUCUUUGGAGAUCAAUGAGUGGUGCUUUUCAUUUCUUAGUCUAAACAAUCAUUGCUUUAAGCAAAAAAUUUGACAUUAUUUUAGAGUUGAGAUAAAACGUACCAGUAGUACCUUCUGUUUUGCCGCAAACCAAACCACACCCCACCUUACCUUAAACAGCCCCAGUCCCACGAACCAAAAAAAAUCUCUCAUUGCUGAUCAUUUCUUUUCCAUAGAUUUAUUUUUGGAAAGGGAGUUGUUAUGUAUCCUUCCUGGGUUAAUCUCUUGCUAGUUGUUACCUCAUUUCAUCUAUGGUUCCCUGUUGGAAUGGCCCAA